This is a messenger RNA of Lobosporangium transversale, 873 nucleotides long. RefSeq lists its product as hypothetical. NCBI's taxonomy places the organism in Eukaryota, Fungi, Mortierellomycota, Mortierellomycetes, Mortierellales, Mortierellaceae. Bases 175 to 774 code for a protein of 199 amino acids. The record is from RefSeq and is a predicted model, not a curated record. The transcript has 2 exons.
AAACAGAGGCUUCCUGACAAGAGGUGAUGUCCUGCCGUCCAAGGUCAUUUUUAAAAAGGCUCAUUGUGCAGGAUUGGUAGAAGCCGUCAGACCGCCGGGGAAACGGUGCUUUACUUUAAGCGCGCUUUUCCAGCUGCCUCUCGUUUCGUUAAUCUGUAAGGGCGAGAGGCAGCCAUGUCGCUCUUGGCCGCUUUGAUAGGGUGUCUCCUUGUCUGUCAGCCAAAACAGAGGCUUCCUGACAAGAGAAAUUCUGCUAAUAAGAUGUUGAAAGGCAAAGUGCCGCGAUGGCGGGUUGAAGCACAGAGCCUACCUUAUUCUCAAUAUUUUCUCGCCGAAAAGAAGCCACAAGACUUCGACCAUGUUAAGUUCCUGACUUGGUUGCAGCCAUCUAGCCUAGAGCGUAGGGAGCUUACAAGUGAAUGGCUAGACAAAGUGAUCCCAGCACUCCAAAGCUGUUCUUAUAAAGAGUUACAGGAUUCAGGCAACCGUCUCAAAAGAGAAUGGAAUUCGAAAAUUGCUAGUAGAGGUAUUUUCUGGUCUAAUCUCGCCGAGUCUGAGAAACGGGAGCAGGAGAAAAAAGAAAGAAUGGCCAGGCUCAAAGCUGGUGGGGAGGAGCGAUUACAAGCUGCCGAAAAAUUCAUUAUUGAUGAGACAAAAAAGGAUUUCAGUAAAGAAGUCGAAGAAAGUUAUAAUUACGAUUGUAAUGGUGUUUGGCGUUGUGUUCUGAUGCUAAUGUAUUUGUCGCUUGUGCAUAAUAGAGGAUGCCACAAAUGAACUAGCUUCAACUUCAUCAUUGGCAGCAAAAUCCUCACUCAAUAUACAAGGUAAAUGGCUAGUUAUCUUGAGGAAAUAAUAAGUUGCAUUCAAGCAGAC